CCCACUCCACCUCGGUGUCCAGCUCUCUUCCUGCGCAGUUCUCCUCCGCAGCCUCUGCGGGGAAGCGCCGGGGCUGCUCUCAAGGCUCAGUUCUUAGGGCUGCAAGGAGGCAGCCCCGGCUUGCUGCCGUACGCACCAUCUAGAGUGGCCGGGGCGCGGGAGUGCACCGUUCUCCUGACCCUGAGAGGGUCGUCGCGCCACAGGAGCAGCCCCGUGGCCAGCAGUUACCGCCGCCCGACUUUCCGUUCCAGUUGCAGCUCCUCCCGGGCAACAUGUCAAGAGCCACCGCCGCUACAGCUGCCGCCGCCACCUGGGGAAGAGCAGCAGCAGCAGCAGCGGCGGCCGCGGGCACGCGGGGGCAAUAAAGCAAGCCACCCGGGCGUCCAGCGGGCCAGGGAACCCUUUCCGCGCUCACUGCUCCGGCGGGACCUGCGCCAUGUGCUGAGCCAUGUCCCUGGCCGCGCCCGCGGGCAGCGCAUGGGGCAGCGCCUGAGCGGCGGCCGAUCUUGCCUCGAUGUCCCCGGCAGCCUCCUGCCGCAGCCGCCGCCGUCCCCGCCGCCGGUGAGGAGGAAGCUCGCGCUGCUCUUCGCCAUGCUCUGCGUCUGGCUCUACAUGUUCCUGUACUCGUGCGCCGGCUCGUGCGCCGCCGCGCCCGGGCUGCUGCUGCUGGGCUCGGGGUCCCGCGCCGCUCACGCCCCGCCAGCCCUGGCCACUGCUCCGGACGGGACGCUCCCCCGGCUGCCGUUCCGGGGGCCGCCCGUCACUCAGCUGGCUGCGGGCAAGGGGAUGGCUGAGGGCGCAGAGAGUCAGGAGGAACAGAGUCCUGAGGCGCAGGACUCCCCCAGCCCCAUCUCCAGCUUUUUUAGCGGGUCUGGGAGCAAGCAGCUGCCGCAGGCCAUCAUCAUCGGCGUGAAGAAGGGCGGCACGCGGGCGCUGCUGGAGUUCCUGCGCGUGCACCCCGACGUGCGCGCCGUGGGCGCGGAGCCCCACUUCUUCGACCGCAGCUACGACAAGGGCCUCGCCUGGUACCGGGACCUGAUGCCGAGGACCCUGGAGGGGCAGAUCACCAUGGAGAAGACGCCCAGCUACUUCGUGACGCGGGAGGCGCCCGCGCGCAUCUCGGCCAUGUCCAAGGACACCAAGCUCAUCGUGGUGGUGCGGGACCCGGUGACCAGAGCCAUCUCGGACUACACGCAGACGCUGUCCAAGCGGCCCGACAUCCCCAGCUUCGAGAGCCUGACGUUCAGGAACAGGACGGCCGGCCUCAUCGACACGUCGUGGAGCGCCAUCCAGAUCGGCAUCUACGCCAAGCACCUGGAGCACUGGCUGCGCCACUUCCCGCUCGGCCAGAUGCUCUUCGUGAGCGGCGAGCGGCUCAUCAGCGACCCGGCCGGCGAGCUGGGCCGCGUGCAGGACUUCCUGGGCCUCAAGAGGAUCAUCACGGACAAGCACUUCUACUUCAACAAGACCAAGGGCUUCCCCUGCCUGAAGAAGGCCGAGGGCAGCAGCCGGCCGCACUGCCUGGGCAAGACCAAGGGCCGGACGCACCCGGCCAUCGACGGCGAGGUGGUGCGCAGGCUGCGCGACUUCUACCGGCCGUUCAACCGCAAGUUCUACCAGAUGACCGGGCACGACUUCGGCUGGGACUGAACGGCCUGGGCCGAGUAACUUACCAUGUGGCUUAUGUAUUGAGAGAGAGUAUAUGUAUGUAAAAUGUACAGAAAUCUAUUUUAUAAUAAUUUAUUUUUAAUUCAUAAGCAAUUAAUUCACUAAGCUGCCUGGCCACACUCUUUAGAGAGUUAGCGUCAUAAUCUGUUAACAUUCCAAAGUGUUGGACUCUAGUAUUUUGUUCUAUUCUUCACAACUGAUGGUGCUUCUGUUUUUUUUUUUUUUUCUCCCCUCCCUAUUAUAUUUAAAAAGAAGAAAAGCACAACUUGAGAUUUUGGUUGUUACGGGUAUUCAGUCUUCAAUCGCCAUCUGAGUCCUCCAGUUGUUGCCUCUUUGUGUCUUGGGUCUCAUACUCCAGCGUCCUGUCUUCCCGCCCACGUACCUCGUAGGAGCGCUGAGCUGCCUCAACAGUGCUGUAUUCUGAAGGUCAGACCUCACGUGGCAGCUGCCGUGCAGAUGUGGUGUCAUUUCGAAUGACUCCAACCACAGAGCUAGGGUUUUUCCCCACCUCCACUCAGCACGUAGGGGAAUCACUCACUUCCUUUUUUGGAACACCCACAUCCUUUUAGGGUCAGAACGCCAGGGGCCAUUUGCUUUAGCUUUCGAUUUUGAAGGAUGGCCCAGCAUCCUCUUCUUCCCCAUUCCCUGCCUCAUUAACCAGCUUGAAGGGUAUGCAAAUGUUAGCCCCUCUCUUUCCCAGGUCACGUGUUUGAGUUGCUUGGGUGCUGCUUUAGAAAUAAGGAUGAUCUCUAGUUCUAAUUUGCAUGAGAGCACACCAUGCUCCAUUCUCCAGGCAGAGGGUUCUGCUUCGACACACCAAAGAAUCCCAUAGGCUAGCAGAGCCACCAGCACAAACCAAGGAUGCCAGGUGUCAAGACCCAGUGGCAUCAGAUGUGUCCCUUACCAGCAGCACCUACCAAGGUACUGCUAGGUUCAGAGUCAGCCAGUGUUAGGCAAUAGGCCCAUAGCCUUAGUAGGGUGAAAAGACGAAGACCCAAGAAUAACAGGCAGCCUGGCAUGGGGAGGGAAGCCCUGGCGCCCUGCUUAAUGUCUCCUUGGAAUUCCUAGUUUAUCUCAGAAUGACAUCUCAGAGUGACAACACGGUCUGUAGUCAAUAGCCAAACAGCAAGAACCAAGAGUGGCCCUUGUAAAGACAGGUUGGGGAAGCUGGCCCCAUGUUACCUGUGAAUACUUGAACCUAACACUUGUACAGCUGUCCCUUGUUUUAGCCAGGUCUUGACAGAAGGGUUACCAGCAUUGUCGCUGCUGUGCAGAAUGGUCUCCACGUAUCUCUCAGGUGAGAGAGGUAUUGGGGAUCAUUUAUGAUGAUUAGACAGUUGGAUAACCACAUAGCAAUUUAGGGGCAGUUGGUUAAAUAUAUAGCAAUAUCACAUAAUGACAUAUUCAGCUUAUCCUCAACUUUCUAAACCAGAACGCUUCUGCCAGAAAAGAGUUGGUAUUUGAGUUAUACUUUCAUCAAGGGAUAUGUGGGGAUAUGUCUAUCUAUCUAU
Messenger RNA from Lemur catta (Ring-tailed lemur), 3179 nucleotides. RefSeq names its product heparan sulfate-glucosamine 3-sulfotransferase 3B1 (gene HS3ST3B1). The transcript has 2 exons. The coding region runs from base 478 to 1650 and encodes 390 amino acids. Gene Ontology annotation, molecular function: [heparan sulfate]-glucosamine 3-sulfotransferase activity. The record is from RefSeq and is a predicted model, not a curated record. NCBI's taxonomy places the organism in Eukaryota, Metazoa, Chordata, Mammalia, Primates, Lemuridae.